This is a messenger RNA of Drosophila rhopaloa, 910 nucleotides long. RefSeq lists its product as uncharacterized. The transcript has 2 exons. NCBI's taxonomy places the organism in Eukaryota, Metazoa, Arthropoda, Insecta, Diptera, Drosophilidae. The record is from RefSeq and is a predicted model, not a curated record. Bases 44 to 526 code for a protein of 160 amino acids.
ACAACUGAAAAUUUCGAGUCAACUUAUUUCCCAUUUAUAGAGGAUGCAAAAUUCAACAGUGAUCAGCAGGGUGAACGCGGGCCUGAGUCGCUGCCUGAGCCACCACCGGAAAUUGUGUCGCAGCAUCGCCGAGCUGGAUUGCCUCAUUUUCAACGACGAGUUCCUCAAGGAUCCACGGACCCAGUGGUUGCUCCACCAGAGGCGCCAGAAGGAGGUCAAGCACAAGGUCAGCAGCUCCUUGGGGCGAGUGCGAAGUGAGGUGGGUCGUCUGCUCGACCAGUCCAACAAUACGCUUUCUCCGCAUUCCGCAAAGAGUAAUCUGGCGGUCACACGGGCCUUCUGUCAAUUGCUUCAGGCCGAACCGCCAAGUGGAGUUCAUACGCCCAGGUCCAGGACCCACACAGGACCUCUGCCCGCCUUCACUCCCUUGCCCUCGCCCGAAAGACGUCCCAGUUUGAGGGUCAGUGCCAGCCUGCCUCGCACUGAGAGGAAGGCCUCCUCCAAGGCAUGUUGCCAAAGUGGUUAGAAAGGAGAUCACAAAAGUCAGGGAACCUAAUAAGAACCCCGUGAGAUGGAAGAGAAAUUGCUGGAGAAAUCUUGGAGAGAUCUGCUCCCAAGUCUGACAGAGAUCUAUGAAAUGGAUAGAUCUGUGGCAGAUUUGCGAGCUAUAUCUGUGGGAUGUCUCGAAGUAUCGGCAAGUGGCGAUCUCCCCAAAAGGACUGAACUUAUAUAUCCCACACAUCACGGGAUGCAACUGGAGGAGGAGGAGGAGGAGGAGAAGGAGGAGGAGGAGGAGGAGGAGGAGGAGGAGGUGUUGCCCCCGCGUCGGUAUCCGUGCUGCUCUCGUUAUUGUUAUGAAUAAGUUAAUAACAUGGCGGAAGGCUUCUUUUGUCGUGUCCCAAACAAGCAA